AUGUCCUCUAAAUCUAAUCACACUGGAAACCAAGUCCUGCCUCUCUACAAUGGUAAAUCAGAAAUGGAUAGUGGGUGUAUCUACUCUGAACAUCAUGAUGCCUUGCAACAUGCAGUUGUUUUUAUCUUAAUCAUCUUACCUGAUGUUCAGCUCUGGAACAGGAUCAGUAUUAUAUUUGACCUGUACCUGGAUUUAAGGACAGCUAGUUUCUCCAUUCUCUCUCAUUCUUCCAGGUACGUUUCAGCUAUGUGGCUCUUUCUGCCUGUCCUGGUGGCUGUCCUUUUCCUCCUUUGCCGUUGGUACCUGGAAAGACAAAUGGUGGAGAACCUGACGGAAAAAUAUGUCUUCAUCACUGGCUGUGAUUCUGGCUUUGGGAACCAGCUGGCCAGGCAGCUGGAUGCUCAGGGUCUGCGGGUGUUGGCCUCUUGUCUCACUCCAGAAGCAGCAGAACAGCUGGAAAAGGUCACAUCGGACCGGUUAAAAACCACUCUGCUGGAUGUCACCAAUGCUGAGAACGUUGCAGCAGCAACUGAGUGGGUGAAAACCUGCGUGGGGAACAAAGGACUUUGGGGGUUAGUAAACAACGCAGGCAUUAAUUAUCCGGUUGCUCCCAAUGAGUGGCUGAAGAAGGAAGAUUUUGCCAAGGUGCUGGAAGUCAACUUACUUGGGCUAAUUGAUGUGACGCUUCACAUGCUACCCCUGGUGAGGAGAGCCAGAGGGAGAGUGGUCAACUUGUCUAGUGUGGUGGGAAGACUGGCACACCCCGGAGGUGGAUAUUGCCUCUCCAAGUUUGCUGUGGAAGCCUUCUCAGACACUCUGAGGCGAGAGCUUUCUCCUUUCGGAAUCAGAGUCAGCAUCAUUGAGCCUGGAGGCUUUGCCACAAAUAUGCUCAAUAACCCGGAACAGCACUUACAGGGUGUGUUCAGCCGAAUGCCUCCACACGUCAAAGAAUAUUAUGGACAGCCAUACCUGGAUGCUUAUCACAAAUAUAUCUGCUGUAUCGGGAAGAUUAGCAGCAAGAACUUCUGCUUGGUCACCAAUUGCAUAGAACAUGCUUUGACGUCUUGCUAUCCUCGUACCCGUUACUCUGCCGGCUGGGAUGCAAAAUUCUUCUUCCUGCCUAUCUCUUAUUUGCCAACUGUAAUAACAGAUUACAUAUUGAGGAUUUUUCUUCCAAAGCCAGCACAAGCAAUCUAGAUUCCAUUACAGAAAAUAUAUUACAGUCGUUCAAAUGAGCAAACAAACUGAUUUCAGUUGUAGUAAAAACUGGUAAGGUCAUUUCACCAAUGCAAGAAUAAUCCAUAUUUUCAGCCCCAUUGUUUAAGAACUAAAAAGUCUUCAAACUUUCUAGUAAAGGAAAGAUUUGCAAAAAAAUGUUUCUUUGUUUAUUCUACUUAAAACAUAGGAAUAUCUAAUAUGCUUUCAUUUGGAUUUCUGGACGGAGUGCAGGAGUUGGAAUAGAUGGCCUAAAUGGCCCAUUGAUUCUAGGAAGGUAGGUACAUUUGCAAUAAUAUUCCAGACUGUUACAUCAUCAACAAGGCCAGGAACCUCCUGAGAAAACAAGUCCAUUUGUCCAGAAGCCAAGUGGGGUGUAGUAAGAUAGCCUUAGCAAGGAAGAAAGCAUGGGCCAGGCAGAGGCUGCAGGACAGCAGUUCAAUGGCUAAAUGAGUCUGCCAAACCAUUUGGGCUAGAGUCAGUUUUACAGUUCUGAAUGACUUUGGCAACAUUUUCUUCCCCCUGAGGGCCACACAGUAUUGACUUUUUAAUACUUAUAUAGGGAUUGUACUUCCGUUUGGCCAACCUAUUUUCUUGGAUCUCUUCAACCUCCAUGGCCUGCCAUGGGAACGGUGAAUCCAGAAAUUUUGUAAAAUCUCCUAACUGUAUUCGCAACGGAAGAAAGAUCAAAGAAGAACUUUAUGUAGGCUUUUUCUCUAAUUUGGCCCUUUGGACGGACAUCCAAAAGGCUUAUGGCCUCUGGGCCAAAACUCCAAAAGUUUGUCCAAUUAUAAAUUUAAAACCCCGAUCUUGGAAAAUCAAAGUUUAGGAAGAGGAAGAAUUUCCUCCACCUUACCAUCACCCUCUUUCUCCUCGUAAGACAGAUGGAAAAAUACUAUAGGAAAAUAAUUUUAAAUAGCAGACAUUAUGUGUUACAAGCUUUAGACAAAGACUAGGAAGUGGCUGGGUGUGAUGACCUGUGUGAAACCCUGUUAGCAAACAUAUUACAAGAAAUGCCAACUGAAAGUCACAGAUGGUGUAAGAUAAUACCCGUGUAAGGCAAUGUGGUAAGAUAGCCUAUUCUAUGAACUUCUCCUUUUCCUUAUGUGCACGCUAGAUAUAAACUUCUCCCUUUUACUGUGUUAAAAGUAGAUAAGAGUCACCCCUUGGCAAAGUGGUGUUGACAACCUGUAUAAAAAGCAAUGCCCUGGGAGUAGCCCGGGGUUCAGAAUUUGUCAUUCUAAUGCUCUGAACCUUUGCACAAAUAAACCUGUUUUCUCCAAC
Crotalus tigris (Tiger rattlesnake) is the source of this 2499-nucleotide messenger RNA. Its product is annotated as retinol dehydrogenase 7-like. The coding region runs from base 1 to 1197 and encodes 398 amino acids. NCBI's taxonomy places the organism in Eukaryota, Metazoa, Chordata, Lepidosauria, Squamata, Viperidae. The transcript has 4 exons. The record is from RefSeq and is a predicted model, not a curated record.